CACCUUCAACACGUCGUCAACAAUAUUGAGUCCUUCGUCGACAACAGUACUUCUCGUCCGUUGACAGUCUAUGACAUAUGUGGUAGAAGCCCGCACCCGUUGUCCUCGUCUAUUCUCACUGAUGGGAGCGGCGAUAUGCUUUGGCAUGUGCAAGGAGCUGACGGUCGUGAUGGUUGGUGAAUCCGGACUUAUCCCAGAACCAAAACUUGCACCAGUCAGUCCUGAAAGGCAUCCUGUAUUCCAUCUCACUCGGGAUAGAAAUGCCUACGAAUGCAAUUCAAGAGCGGCGGCGCGAUUUCAGAUCACGCUGCAGUACCUUGAUAACGUUACUAUCAGCUCAGUCCUUGUCUCCGUCAGGCCCAUACCAGCCAUGUUCAGUAUCGCCUUUGCAAAGUCGUCUCGGGAUCUGCAAAAGUCAGAGAUGGGAAAGGAACAUGAUAGUGGCGACAAUCACGUUCUAUGGUGUCACGGAUUCACUAUUGCAAAUAUGGCUAAAGCUCGACAGAUGAAGAAGAAGAUGCGUGUCACUCAAGCUCGUGGAUUGGACAAGGCCAAACGGGCGCGGAAAGGGACUUUGAACUUUCUUGUCACUGUCCGUAAACUCGUUCCUCCGAAGGUCGAGUUCACUAGUCUUUUUGGAGAAGAAACCACAUACGCAGCUGCGCUCCAAGCUUUGUAA
Suillus paluster is the source of this 679-nucleotide messenger RNA. RefSeq lists its product as uncharacterized. The transcript has 9 exons. NCBI's taxonomy places the organism in Eukaryota, Fungi, Basidiomycota, Agaricomycetes, Boletales, Suillaceae. Bases 71 to 679 code for a protein of 202 amino acids. The record is from RefSeq and is a predicted model, not a curated record.